CAGCUGAAUCGGAGAACAACAUCAUAAACACGGUGCUACUUUUUGUUAUUCUAUACAGAAAGCUUGUUUGUAAUGUAAAAAGACGCGUAUGCGCGUUAGCAACAAUCGUCACGGCCUAAGUUAGCUAACCGACUUUUGGCUACGGAAAUUUUCCUACAAGUUCUUCAAAGAUGGUAGAAAGAGGUACUGUUCUGUUGAGAAAAAUGGAGAUAAGUGUGGCAGAAGCGGAUAAGAGGACGGGGAAGAACACUGUUAACAUGCAGGAAACCUACACUGUCUACCUCAUAGAAACACGACCAGCUGAAUCUGUCCCAGAAGGAGGUACGCCAGCUGCACCUGACACGUUGUGGAGGCGCUACAGUGAGUUUGAGCUACUGAGAACUUACCUCCUGGUCACCUAUCCUUACAUAAUCAUCCCUCCAUUGCCAGAGAAAAGGGCUGAGUUUGUGUGGCACAAGCUUUCAGCAGACAACCUUGAUCCAGAUUUUGUUGAGAGACGGAGAGUUGGUCUGGAAAACUUCCUGCUGCGUGUUGCGUCACAUCCUGUCUUGUCCAAUGACAAAAUUGUCUUCCUCUUUCUUACAGAGGAAAAGGGAUGGAGGGAUGCUGUUCAAGAGACGGGUUUUCAAGACAAGGUGGACUCUAGGUUAAAGUCUUUGAGUGCCAUGUUAAGAGUCAAGAAUCCUGACAAGAGAUUCAUGGGAUUGAAACACUACAGCGAUGAGUUGAACACGAUCAUUUUGCAGUUACUCAGGGUGAGAGCGCGGGUAGCAGACAGAGUGUAUGGAGUUUACAAAGUUCAUGGAAACUAUGGCAGAGUUUUCAGUGAAUGGAGCGCUAUAGAAAAAGAAAUGGGAGAUGGACUCCAAAGUGCUGGCCACCACAUGGACACGUAUGCUGCAGCAAUAGAUGACAUCCUUGAAGAAGAGGAGCACUAUGCCGACCAACUGAAGGAAUACCUUUUCUACACUGAUUCUGUCAGGUCGGUGUGCAGGAAACAUGAGUUGAUCCAGUAUGAGCUGGAGAUGGCAGCACAAGACCUCACGUACAAGAAACAGCAGAAAGAAGAACUGGCAACUGGGGCGGUGCGGAUCUUCUCUCUAAAGGGAAUGACCAGUAAAUUAUUCGGACAAGAGAGUCAGGAGCAGAGGGAGGGCAGGAUAGCAGCCCUGGAGCAGAGCAUCCAGGAGGGAGAGGAAGCCAUAAAGGAGAAGGACGCUGAAUGCCAGGAGUUUGUGCAAAAAGCUUGGACUGACAUUGAACGCUUUAAGGAGCAGAAAGACAAAGAUUUACGGGAGGCCCUAAUCAGCUAUGCCAUUAUGCAAAUCAGCAUGUGUAAAAAGGGAAUCCAGGUGUGGUCUAAUGCCAAAGAGUGCUUCAACAAAAUGUGAGCCACUUAAGGGACCAAAUCGCACCCUUGACCAAAAGUAGCAGUCGUUCGUUCAGGUUGCACAGACUUCAGCCAUCGGCAACUCGUCCUGCAGUUGUGUGGAGAAAGGCAGGGAGCUCGAACACUGCCUCCACUUGUCUUACGCGGCAACGGAUAAUAAUUCUGCCAACAUUUCUGUUUUUCUUUUGUUGUUUUUCCUGCAUAUUAUUUGAAAAUGUUGAAGCAAACGCUGUGACUGUAUGAUUUUUCCUUAAUCCUAAAUUUGAAAAAACGAGCAGCAGAUUACAACUCUAAAUCAGGUCAUGAGAAGCUGCACAUGGAUGUUAGAAUCCGCUUCAUAGGAGAUGUACUUUUAGUAAUUUGACAAUAAGCUAAAGAAACUGAGGUGGACAGCAGUUUUAAGAUGAAUUCUUGGAAAUAAUCUUGAACGUAGCAUUGAAUAUUAAGACGUUUGGUCAGAUUUCUUUCAGAUGGAUGCUCCACCUUAAAUAAUGAGCUCCACUACAGUUUCAGAUUUUAUACGAAAUACGUCAUCGAAGUUCAGGUACAGAUUACAUGCGAAGAAAGGUGGACUGCCAGACUUUGAACUGUUAAAGUAAACGAUGAGUGGUUAUUUUAUUGUUAAAUAAUGAAUCCACGCUGCCAAAUAAUAUGCCUUGCAUGUUUCCUUGUUUACCUCCUUGAUGCACAGAGGCAGAACCAUAACUCGGCUGCCUUCCUACUGCAGAGCUUCACAGCCUAAAAAAACCACGACGUUUAAAAACCAACUGAUUUCAGUGUGACUCGUCACCGUUUUGUGACCUAAAUGAAGGAGCUAAUACGCUCUAAUCUGGCUUUGUGAAGUAUAGAAACCAAACACACGCAUUUAUCCUUAAAGGAGGCGAAAUUAGGUACCAAAUGGAUCUGAAAGUGCAGAUAACCACAAACCUUAAGUUUUUGUUUCAGAAUCAGCCUGAAGCAGAUUUUUUUUAUUUUUACAUCAAAUCCAUUAAAAGUUGUGCUAAUUUGCAAAAUAUGUAAUAAAGUUUUUGAAUCAU
Molecule: messenger RNA, 2427 nt
Organism: Nothobranchius furzeri (turquoise killifish)
Lineage: Eukaryota; Metazoa; Chordata; Actinopteri; Cyprinodontiformes; Nothobranchiidae
Source: RefSeq, a predicted model, not a curated record